AUCGUAGCAGAAGACACUGUUGUGGACGAACCAAUGAAAAGUUGGAUUCGUCUCUCUUUCUCUCGUCGUUUAUCGGGGCCUGACGUGUGCGGUAACUCAAUCCCGAAUAUAAAGAAAGCUUUUAGUUUAUCGUUUAAUAUCGUUGAAUAAUGGCGGCCCAAUGGAUACGAAAAGCAAUCUCCCCAAAACUCGGUGGUGUGCGUCUUUACAGUAGUAAACUACAAAAAUGCACCCUCAUACCAGGAGACGGUAUUGGCCCCGAAAUUUCGGCCGCUGUACAGAAGAUCUUCGAAGCUGCCAAGGUACCAAUCGAAUGGGAAAGCGUUGAUGUUACCCCCGUCAAGGGGCCUGACGGAAGAUUUGGAAUUCCUCAGGCUGCUAUCGAUUCUGUGAACAGAAACCAAAUUGGCCUCAAAGGACCCCUAAUGACCCCCAUUGGUAAAGGUCAUAGAUCCUUGAAUCUGGCGCUGAGAAAAGAAUUCAAUCUGUACGCGAACGUGCGUCCUUGUCGAUCCUUGGAAGGAUACAAAACAUUGUACGACAACGUGGACGUUGUUACAAUUCGUGAAAAUACCGAAGGUGAAUACUCCGGUAUCGAGCACGAAAUUGUUGACGGCGUGGUACAAUCUAUCAAAUUGAUCACUGAGGAAGCUUCAAGCCGAGUUGCCGAAUUUGCCUUUCAAUAUGCCACCGACAAUAAUAGGAAAAAGGUCACUGCCGUUCACAAGGCCAACAUAAUGAGAAUGUCCGACGGACUUUUUCUCAGGUGUUGUCGCGAAGCUGCUCAGAAAUUCCCGUCAAUCAAAUUCGAGGAAAGGUAUCUCGACACAGUUUGUUUGAACAUGGUUCAAGAUCCUAGCCAAUACGACGUUCUCGUUAUGCCGAAUCUCUACGGUGACAUUCUUUCGGACAUGUGCGCCGGUUUGGUUGGUGGUUUGGGUUUAACACCCAGUGGAAACAUUGGAUUAAACGGUGCUCUCUUCGAAUCUGUUCACGGAACAGCGCCCGACAUCGCUGGAUUGGACAAAGCGAAUCCCACGGCUCUGUUGCUUUCAGCAGUGAUGAUGCUGAAAUACAUGGGGCUGAAUGAGCACGCAAGAAUAAUUGAAACCUCGGCCUACGAGACGAUCAAAGAGGCGAAAUAUUUGACAGGCGAUCUCGGGGGUAACGCUAAAUGCAGCGAAUAUACCAACGAAAUAUGCAAGAGAGUAUCCGCUCAAACGAAGUAACGGACCCGUCGAGUUUAUUGAAAUACUUGGUCGGAAGCAAAAGCGCCAAAUACUCGUAGAAUUUUGACUCGCGAUGGCAAAUAGGAUUGGUAAACAUAACCAUCAAUAUUUUCUUAGUACCGUCAUCAGAAUUGUUAAUAUGAAAACACUUGAUUGACGGGAAAUCAACACGAGCUGGCAACGUUGAUUGAGUUAAUACAAUUCAUCGCUGUAUUCAUAAUUUCUCUCUGUUUUAUUUCUUUUUUCUUUCUUCAAAAGCAAUCGAGUACACUUUGCUAUUUUAUCAUCAUGAUUAAAUCUCUUUUUGAUUCUCUCUAGUCUUACGACUCAUCGAUGAUCUGCAAUCUUAAUUUCGACAGCAUUUAAUGAAGUAUUCGUUUAUUAAUGCGGUAGAAAAGCAGCCUCGUGAGCAUGUUCCGCUUUCGAAAGAUCAUUGACCCUCGAGGGUCGAGCGAAUUUCCGAAAGCACAUCCCCCCCCCCUUGUAGUGUUCGUCGUCAAUGACGACUCGAGUUAUUAUUAAUGUUAAUAUUAUUAUUGUUAUUAUUAUUACCACUAGUACAAUCUGCAAUCGUGUACGAAUGAAAUGUGAAAAGAAAGAAAGAGAGACGACUAAAGAAUCCACUCACACAGAUUAAAUCAUAGAAUAACUUGUAAGAUAAUUCAACGAAAUGAACAAUUGAAUUCGUUACGCGAGACGAGUCUCCUCAAUGAGGACAAAUUUAGAAACGUGCUGUGCAGUAUUACAGAUCAAUAAAAAUGCAACAAAUCUAAUAA
Molecule: messenger RNA, 2005 nt
Organism: Venturia canescens
Lineage: Eukaryota; Metazoa; Arthropoda; Insecta; Hymenoptera; Ichneumonidae
Gene: Idh3a
Product: isocitrate dehydrogenase [NAD] subunit alpha, mitochondrial
Exons: 6
Coding region: 150-1229 (359 amino acids)
Biological process (GO): tricarboxylic acid cycle; isocitrate metabolic process
Cellular component (GO): mitochondrion
Molecular function (GO): isocitrate dehydrogenase (NAD+) activity; magnesium ion binding; NAD binding
Source: RefSeq, a predicted model, not a curated record